This is a messenger RNA of Penicillium subrubescens, 2337 nucleotides long. RefSeq lists its product as uncharacterized. The record is from RefSeq and is a predicted model, not a curated record. Gene Ontology annotation, biological process: glucan catabolic process. Gene Ontology annotation, molecular function: beta-glucosidase activity. The transcript is spliced from 11 exons. Lineage: Eukaryota; Fungi; Ascomycota; Eurotiomycetes; Eurotiales; Aspergillaceae. Bases 1 to 2337 code for a protein of 778 amino acids.
AUGUUGGUCAAAGGUCUUGCUGGCAGCUUGCUGCUUGCAAAUCUCGUUGCUAGUGUCUCUGGCAAGAGUACGCCGCUCUACAAGGAUGCCACUGCGCCGGUCGACAAGCGCGUCAAAGAUUUGUUGGGCCGGAUGACAAUUGAGGAUAAGAUGGCUCAAUUGAUGCAGGGCGAUGUUACCAACUGGAUGAACCAGACGUCAGGGGCAUUCAACUACACCGGGCUGGUAGCGAACAUGGAGAUGAAAGCAGGUUCCUUCUAUGUUGGAUACCCGGUUGCUUGGGAUUGGAUUGCCGACAAUAUCAAGCGAGCCCAGGACUAUCUGCUUCAAAAUACCACCCUUGGAAUUCCAGCUCUUGUUCAGACCGAGGGUAUUCAUGGAUUCCUGGUCGGCAAUGCAACCAUCUUCAACUCCCCAAUCGCAUACGGAUGCUCCUGGAAUAAGGAGCUCGUUCAACAAAUGGGACAGGUCAUCGCGCAAGAAGCUCAAACUCUCGGUGUCAAUCAGCUGUUCGCGCCCGUUGUGGACUUGGCUCGUGAGCUUCGCUAUGGACGUGUCGAGGAAACCUUCUCGGAAGAUCCAUACCUUGCGGGAGAAAUCGGUUAUAGCUACGUGAAGGGCCUGCAGAGCAAGAACGUCUCAUCGAUGGUUAAGCACUUCGUUGGAUUCAGCAGUCCCGAACAAGGAUUGAACACUGGUCCCGUUCACGGUGGUGAGCGAGAAUUGCGUACUACUUGGAUGCCUUCCUUCAAGCGAGCCAUCAUCGAUGCCGGUGCCUGGUCCAUCAUGGCUGCUUAUCACUCAUACGACGGAAUCCCAGCAGUUUCAGACUACCACACUCUCACCGAGAUCCUGCGAGAGGAAUGGGGCUACGACUACUUCGUGAUGACAGAUGCUGGCGGCAGUGAUCGACUCUGCAGUUACUUCAAGCUCUGCCAAAGCAAGCCCCUCGAUAUGGCGUCCGUGACCACGCAGCUCUUGACUGCCGGAAUUGACGUUGAGAUGGGAGGUGGUUCCUUCAAUUUCCAAAAGAUCCCCGAGCUGGUCAAGGCCGGUAAGCUGGAUAUUGCGACUGUCAACACCGCUGUGUCCAGACUGCUCCGCGUCAAGUUUGAGAUGGGUCUUUUUGAGAACCCGUACCCUGCUGCCCCGGAAGGCAAAUGGACGAGCCUGAUUAACAAUGCUGCAGCCAAGAAACUUGCCAGAGACCUGGAUAAGGAGUCAAUCGUGCUCUUGGAAAACCACAAGGAGACUCUUCCUCUGAAGAAGUCUGGUAGCAUUGCUGUCAUUGGACCAAUGGCCCACGGAUUCAUGAACUACGGAGACUAUGUCGUUUACCAAAGUCAAUAUCGAGGUGUUACUCCACUCGACGGCAUCAAGGCAGCAGUCGGAUCAAAGGCCCAGAUCAACUAUGCUCAAGGAUGCGAGCGCUGGAGCAACGACGAAUCAGGAUUCGCCGAGGCCGUCGAAGCAGCGAAGAAAUCCGAUGUUGCCGUCGUUGUCGUUGGAACAUGGUCGAGAGAUCAAAUGCAGCUCUGGCAGGGCUUGAAUGCAACAACCGGUGAACAUGUCGACGAAGAUGACCUUUCUCUAGUCGGUGCCCAGGGCCCGCUCAUCAAAGCCAUUGCUGAUACCGGCGUGCCGACUGUCGUCGUUCUCUCCAGCGGCAAGCCGAUUACCGAUACUUGGAUCGCGAACUCGACCGCCGCUCUGGUUCAACAGUUUUACCCGUCUGAAGAAGGCGGCAAUGCCCUUGCUGAUGUUUUGUUCGGUGACUACAACCCCUCGGGGAAGUUGUCUGUCAGUUUCCCUCGGUAUGUCGGCGACCUUCCGGUCUUCUACGAUUACCUGAACUCGGGCCGUUCUAUUGGCGACUCGGGUCAUGAAGAUAGUAACGGGACCCUCGUAUUUGGGCACCAAUACGUUCUCGGCAACCCACUUCCCUGGUAUCCAUUCGGCUACGGCAAGAGUUACUCCACUUUCGAGUAUGGGUCAGUCAGCGUGGACCGCACCACGGUCUCUGCGUCAGACAACAGUGUUACCGUGAGUGUUGCUGUGACCAAUACCGACAAGACUCGUGAGGCUACGGAGGUUGUACAAGUAUAUAUCUCUGAUGAGAUUGCGUCUGUGGUUGUUCCCAACCGCGCUCUGAAGGGCUUCGAGAAGGUUGUCAUUCCGGCUGGCUCGACCAAGACUGUCAGGAUUCCUAUCCUGAUUAAGGAUAUUGGUCUGUGGAACACUCGCAUGAAGUACGUUGUCGAGCCGGGUAAUUUCACCGUUCUAGUUGGUAGUAGCUCGGAGGAUAUCAGAGGAAACGCUACAUUUACUGUGCGGUAG